AUGCACAAUACUCUGUCGGCCGAACAGAUGUGGAUGAACCGGGACAAGAGAUGCCCUCUGUGUAUUCAAGAUCCAACUAUAUCUCAAGCCGACAAGGAAAAGCAUUGGGUCAAGAAGCACCAGCUCACUCGCCACAUGCAAGGCGAACAGCACUCCAGAUACUUCCAACUGCGCCGCUUAUUUCCCAACAUUGAAAAGAGUACUGCAUCUUCUCAUGGUGACGAGCACGACAAGCUCAAGCGUACCGCUGGCUGGUAUGAGACUGACUUCUACGGCGAGCACUCUGAUGAGUACAAGGGCGAGGUUCGUCGCAACAUCCAGACUCGUCACUCCAACUUGGGUCUGGAUGUUGAAGACCCCCCUGAGCUUCCACACGCAGUCCCUCAUCCGACUCGUGUUGGUGUGAUGCUGGGUCCUAAUCCUGUCCCUGUUCCCGACUGGAUCAACAGCGAGGAAUCAGUCAAGUAUGGCCCCAUGCCUAGCCAUGUGGACGCUGAACAGCAGUUGGAGGCCACCAAGGCCAGUGUCAAGACUUGGACUGACCAGGGUCUUAUCUCUUUCGGCCCUAUGCCAGACGCUUCUUGGCCUCUCCCUGUGAUUCCUAACCACCUCAAGCGCUCCGUCGUAAUCACAGACGGCCCUGGUCCCCUUAGCACAAAAAACCCCUUAAAGAGAGCUAAGAAAGAUUACGCUCCCAAGGAGUAA
Messenger RNA from Aureobasidium namibiae CBS 147.97, 705 nucleotides. RefSeq lists its product as uncharacterized. Bases 1 to 705 code for a protein of 234 amino acids. Lineage: Eukaryota; Fungi; Ascomycota; Dothideomycetes; Dothideales; Saccotheciaceae. The transcript is spliced from 2 exons. The record is from RefSeq and is a predicted model, not a curated record.